AUGAAGGGAAUGAAAUUACUUGCAUGGUUUUUGUUCAUCUCAUGCUCUCAUGCCCUAUUAAGCUUGGCUCUCAAAGGCUUCUUUAAGUUAGAAUAUGAUCAAAAAGGUGCUAACCCCUCAAGACCUAUCGGACAAGGACAAGACUUUCAUGGUGUAGACGGCGCGGUCAAGCUAUGUGGAGAAAAAUAUGAAAUGGAUGAGCCAAGGAAGAUCCAAAAAGGGAAAGGGGGAGUUUAUGGGGGUGCAAAUAUUGCUCAUAAGCCACGCCCAAAUGAGAGAAGUAGUGCACCAUCAUUGUUAGCAAGGCCCCAACAGCCCUUUCUCUUCACUAAAACCAGGUUGCAAGUAACCUUUGCUUUGAUUCUUAUUCUUCUCUUUCAAUUGAUCUAA
Prunus armeniaca (apricot) is the source of this 390-nucleotide messenger RNA. Lineage: Eukaryota; Viridiplantae; Streptophyta; Magnoliopsida; Rosales; Rosaceae. The record is from the annotation of a GenBank genome assembly.